Molecule: messenger RNA, 1381 nt
Organism: Manihot esculenta (cassava)
Lineage: Eukaryota; Viridiplantae; Streptophyta; Magnoliopsida; Malpighiales; Euphorbiaceae
Product: dof zinc finger protein DOF3.4
Exons: 1
Coding region: 274-1008 (244 amino acids)
Biological process (GO): regulation of DNA-templated transcription
Molecular function (GO): DNA binding; DNA-binding transcription factor activity
Source: RefSeq, a predicted model, not a curated record
GAAGCAGAGAAUAGCCGAGUCAUUCAAAGAUGUGGAGCCGACUGAUAUGUCGUGCCUAACAGAACACUGUAAAGCUGCACUCUCUCUCUCUCUCUGCUCAUAUAUCCCUGAGAACUCCUUUCAUGUCCUUCAUUCUCUCUCUCUCUCUCUCCAUAAAAGGACCUUUGCUUCCCUCUCACGACCCAUACCCCUUCUUCACACUCUUCCUUCGCCACCUUCCAUUAAAUUCUUUAUACUCCUUUCUUUAUCUCCUUCUUAUUUUCUCCCACCAAAAUGCUAUCAGAUUCUUCCACUGAAACUCGAAGAUUAACCAAAACCCAGAACCCUGGAGCUCCACCUCCGGAACAAGAGCACCUCCCUUGCCCUCGCUGUGAUUCCACAAAUACCAAGUUUUGUUACUACAAUAACUACAACUUCUCCCAGCCUCGCCACUUCUGUAAGUCUUGCCGCCGUUAUUGGACCCACGGCGGCACCCUUCGGGACAUUCCUGUUGGUGGUGGUACCCGGAAGAAUGCUAAACGUUCACGUACUGCUGCUACUGCUACUAUGGUAGGUCCUAUCACUUCCACCACAAGUGAUAAUCUCCCAUUACCCGCUACUCCUGUACUGGAGCCGCUUUUGACCAAUCAAGGAACUUCUGUACAGUUUGGCUGUGGUGGUGGUGGAGGCGACGGGAAGGGUGGCGGGAGUAGCACCAUGGGUGGUUCUACUAUGUGCGGGAGCUUUACUUCUUUGUUGAAUACUCAGGGACCUGGGUUUUUGGCGCUGGGAGGAUUUGGAGUUGGUCUAGGGACUGGGUUUGAAGACAUGGGCUUUGGGCUUGGUAGAGGAGUGUGGCCUUUUCCUAGUGUGGGAGACGGUGGCUCAGUUGUUGGUGGCCACGGUGGUGCUGGAGGAGGAAUAGGAAACACAUGGCAGUUUGAGAGUGGAGAUAAUGGAUUUGUUGGUGGGGAUUGUUUUUCGUGGCCUGAUCUAGCUAUUUCAACGCCCGGAAAUGGUCUGAAAUGAUAUUGUUCUUUGUCUUUUCUUCUGGGUUUUGGCCCAUUUCUUUAGAAAGCCUUAUUGGUUUGAGGGUUUAGUUAAUUAAUAUUAGUAAGUACUAAAAGGAUAAUUAGGUUUGAAACUAGAAGAGAAAUGUGACUUUUCUUCUUCUUCUUCUCUAUGCCAUGUGAUUUUGUUAGUUUUAUUUUUCUUUUCUUUUUUUUAAAAAAAAGUUAACAUGGUACCAUAUUUGGCUACAAAUACCUUUGAUGGGUAUAUUAGAUGCCGUGCUUAUAUGAUCAGUGGCUAGAUGGAGCACACUAAUCAGGCAUUUCAUCGCCUUUUCUUUUAUUUUCUAGGAAUUUCAUUCGAGGAAAUUAAUGCAGUAUAGUUGGAUCAA